Messenger RNA from Colletotrichum paranaense, 1371 nucleotides. RefSeq names its product seryl-tRNA synthetase. Gene Ontology annotation, cellular component: cytosol. NCBI's taxonomy places the organism in Eukaryota, Fungi, Ascomycota, Sordariomycetes, Glomerellales, Glomerellaceae. The record is from RefSeq and is a predicted model, not a curated record. Gene Ontology annotation, molecular function: serine-tRNA ligase activity; tRNA binding; ATP binding. Bases 1 to 1371 code for a protein of 456 amino acids. Gene Ontology annotation, biological process: seryl-tRNA aminoacylation. The transcript has 10 exons.
AUGCUCGACCUCCAAGAUUUCAUCAAGGAGCGCGGUGGUGACCCUGAGAAGAUCCGCGACUCCCAGCGCCGUCGCCAUGCACCCGUCGAGAUUGUCGACGAGGUUAUCGCUCUGUGGGAUGACCACCGCAAGACCCAAUACUCUGCGACGCAGAUCGGAAGCGAGAUCAACGCUGUGCAGAAGGAGAUUGGUAUGAAGAAGAAGAACAAGGAGAACGCCGACGACCUGCUCAAGAAGAAGGAGGAUCUCCAGAAGCAGAAGAAGGACAAGGAGGAUGAGGCGACAGCUAAGCUCGUCACGCUCAACGCCAAGGCCAAGAGCAUCGGAAACUACGUUCAUGAGUCCGUUCCCAUCAGCGACAACGAAGACAACAACGUCACGGAGCGCGAAUGGAAGCCCGAGGCCGGACUCGGUGCCAAGACUGAGCAGACGCUUAGCCACCACCAGAUUGUUACCAGACUUGCAGGCUACGACCCUGAGCGCGCUAUCAAGCUUGUCGGUCACAGAGGAUACUGCUUGACCGGCUACGGACUGUUCCUGAACCAGGCGCUCAUCAACUACGGUCUUGAGUUCCUCUUCAACAAGGGAUACACUCCCAACCAGCCUCCCUUCUUUAUGAACCGCAACCAGAUGGCCAAGACCGCCCAGCUUGAGGAUUUCGACGAGGAGCUGUACAAGGUUACGGGUGAUGGUGAAGAGAAGUAUCUCAUUGCUACCAGUGAGCAGCCCCUCUCCGCACUUCACAGCGAGGAGUGGAUCCAGGGCGGUCAGCUGCCCAUCAAGUACGCCGGUUACAGCACAUGUUUCCGCAAGGAGGCCGGCAAGCACGGCAAGGAGGCCUGGGGCCUGUUCCGUGUGCACCAGUUCGAGAAGAUUGAGCAGUUCAUCUUCUGCAAGCCCGAAGACAGCUGGAAGCACUUUGACGAGAUGAUUGCCGCUUCUGAGGAGUUCUACAAGAGCCUGGGUCUUCCCUACCGGGUUGUUUCCAUCGUCUCUGGUGCUCUGAACAACGCCGCCGCUAAGAAGUACGAUUUGGAGGCUUGGUUCCCCUUCCAGCAGGAGUACAAGGAGCUUGUGUCUUGCUCCAACUGCACGGAUUACCAGACCCGCGAGCUCGAGGUCCGUUACGGUGUCAAGAAGGCCAAGGAGGCGCCCGGUGGUGGCCGCAAGGAGUACGUCCACGCUCUCAACGCUACCCUCUGCGCUACCGAGAGAACCCUCUGCUGCAUCAUGGAGAACUACCAGACGCCCGAUGGCUUCAAGGUCCCCGAAGUGUUGCGCAAGUACAUCCCCGGUCAGCCCGAGUUCCUGCCCUACGUGGCCGAGCUCCCCAAGGAGAUCACUGUCGUUGCUGGCCAGAAGAAGAAAUAG